This is a messenger RNA of Lodderomyces margitis, 987 nucleotides long. It is a transcript of the gene GVP36, whose product is annotated as Gvp36p. The record is from RefSeq and is a predicted model, not a curated record. The transcript has a single exon. Bases 1 to 987 code for a protein of 328 amino acids. Lineage: Eukaryota; Fungi; Ascomycota; Pichiomycetes; Serinales; Debaryomycetaceae.
AUGUCAUUCAAUUUUUCAAACUUGACCAAAGACAUCAGAUCUUUUGGUGAUCGAAUCAGCACCGAGUUCAACAAGGAGGUAGUACCAUUGGCCCAAAGAACAUCGAGAUUGGUACAAGAAAGAAUUGGUAAAAUCAACCAAGAUGACAUAUCGCAAUUGCCCUCAGAAUACAUUGACUUGGCUAACAAGUGUAACAACAUUGAACUGUUGUACAAGAAUGUGUUGAAGGUUACCUCCAACUACGAAAACGAAUCGUAUGAUUAUCCCACCAAUUUACAAGAAUCAUUCUCCGAGUUCAGUAACAAUGUCACCACCAGGUUUAGUAACUUGAGUAAAGCAACUACCACUGCCGAGGCGCAAGCAGCUUUGAUUAAUGCCGGAAGCGACGAAUCAAAACCUCCUAAAACGUUGUACCACGCAUUAAGCAGAGCCACCGAUGCUAGUGUGUUAACUAAAGAGACUGAUUCCAACUCAGAUGCGAGCGAUCCUUUGAUUAAAGGUUUGGACUUGUACUCUUCAAACUUGAACAAGAUUGCGAACGCAAGAUUGGGACAAGACCAAUUGAUCAAACUGAAAUUCAACAAACCAUUGACCACGACAUUGCGUUCAUUGAUAUCCCAAUCCAACAAGAUUCAAAAGAAGGUUGAGGAGAAGAGGAUUGAUUAUGAUUUGAGUAGAUAUAAUUUGACCAAUUGUACAAACCCGGCAAAAGAAUCGAAAUUGAGGGUUGAUAUGGAAAAUGCCGAGGAUGACUUUGCCAAUACAGUUGAAGAUGCAAUCAACAUCAUGCAGAAUGUGAUUGAGAAUGCCAAGCCCUUGCAAGAAUUUUUGGAACUCAUCAAGGCCCAGUUGGCUUACCACAAGUUGGCCAGUGAACUCUUGGGUGGAAUGGUUGGGGACUACGAGGGAUUGAUUGAACAACAACAAAAGUUGAACGAAGGCGCAAAGGAUAAGAAUGAAAGAGAAGGAGGCGAUUUUGAUAUUUAA